Diospyros lotus (date-plum) is the source of this 738-nucleotide messenger RNA. RefSeq lists its product as uncharacterized. Gene Ontology annotation, cellular component: membrane. The transcript has 4 exons. The coding region runs from base 1 to 396 and encodes 131 amino acids. Lineage: Eukaryota; Viridiplantae; Streptophyta; Magnoliopsida; Ericales; Ebenaceae. The record is from RefSeq and is a predicted model, not a curated record.
AUGCGAACAUUAGCAGUGAGCCUAGCUUAUAUGAUUUAUGAUCUGGGCUGUUGCCUAUUUGACAACAAUGCCAAGCUUGACAAUUCAAUCCACCAUAUGGUCUGCAUUAUUGGAAUUGGUGCAGGGCUUGCCUAUGAAAAGUGUGGGUCAGAGAUGGUUGCGGAACUAUGGAUCACAGAGAUCUCCAGCCCAUUCCUCCACUUGAGGGAGAUGCUCAAGGAGCUUGGUUACAAGGACAGUGAUCUCAACUUGGCGGCUGAUAUUUCAUUUGCAGUCAUUUUCACAGUUGCAAGGAUGGUGGGUGGACCAUAUCUCGCAUAUGUGACAAUAUCUGCUAAUAACCCACUUCUCAUAAAGGCAAUGGCACUGGGGUUGCAGCUGGUGAGUGCUUUCUAGUUCUACAGGAUUGCAAGGAUGGUUAGAUAUAAGCUGACUAGGAGGAUAUCAAGGAAGCUGCCUCAGCCGUCGAAACAACAGAAGUUGAAUUGAUCUUCUACACUUGUUAGUUCAGUUAAUCCUAUAUAUAGCAAUUGUGUUAGAUGAUUAUCCCUUGCUACGUUUGUUCGGUUCCUCCAAAUGGACUGUAUCCUAUUCUUCUUUUUCAUUUAUCUUCCAAUUUUUCCUUACCAUUGAGACUCCUAAUGAGAUUAAGGCUUGUUAAGAAGAUGAUGAUGACGUUCCUUAUUACUAAGAGGCUUACGUUGUUUGAUUGUCUCAAACAAGCUCUCUAUGCCCCUU